Messenger RNA from Zygotorulaspora mrakii, 1665 nucleotides. It is a transcript of the gene HEL1, whose product is annotated as E3 ubiquitin-protein ligase HEL1. Gene Ontology annotation, molecular function: zinc ion binding; ubiquitin conjugating enzyme binding; ubiquitin protein ligase activity. Bases 1 to 1665 code for a protein of 554 amino acids. The record is from RefSeq and is a predicted model, not a curated record. The transcript has a single exon. Lineage: Eukaryota; Fungi; Ascomycota; Saccharomycetes; Saccharomycetales; Saccharomycetaceae. Gene Ontology annotation, biological process: protein polyubiquitination; positive regulation of proteasomal ubiquitin-dependent protein catabolic process; ubiquitin-dependent protein catabolic process. Gene Ontology annotation, cellular component: ubiquitin ligase complex; cytoplasm.
AUGAGUGAGGUCGAAAGUGAUAGCUAUCUCUCACUUGUAUAUGAGGACGAACUUUAUGAUAAUGAGUCCAUGGAGCUUUAUGAAUCACAAACUACCGCAGUACACUGUACAGAUGAAAUACCAUGCCAUAAGUUCGAAAGCUUACAAAGUUAUGAGUCUGAAUUUGACAUAGAGGACCUGCAAUUUGAUGAAGAAGACGAAUCGGAGGAUGAACCUUUAAGAGAACAAAGCACUCAUACGCUUGACAAGCCGUCAUUGGAUGGCAGCAACUUACCCAACUUGCGGUAUGAAAGCUUAACAACAGACGACAUAUUCCAAAGGAUGCUGCAGCGUGUAGAUCACUUACAGCCGGUUUUGUCAAUUCCAGCUGAAGAUAUCCUGCUCCUCAUGCAGCGAUUCGACUGGAGUGAGGAAAGGCUGUUGGAGGAUUGGACGGAAAAAGCAGAUGAACUUCUUAUAGGUAGUGGCCUUAAAAGAGUUCAUGAAGCUGAUAAAGAGGGUGAAAAUGGAUUGGUUCGCGGUAUAAAGCAUCGAGAAAGCUUUACAUGUCCGAUAUGUUGUGAAGAUAAAACGGAGACCUUCGUCAUGGAAUGCGGACAUGAAUAUUGCACAGAUUGUUAUAAACAUUAUAUCAAAGAUCUCUUGAACCAAGGUAACAUUAUUACAUGUAUGGGAUGCUCACUUGCAUUGAAAAACGAGGAUAUCGAUCUGAUAAUGGGUUCUGCCUCCAGUCAUAAAUUGAUGGAUUCGUCUAUCAGGAGUUUUGUCACUAAACAUAACAGAAAUUACAAAUGGUGCCCUUAUGCGGACUGUAAAUGUAUCAUCCAUUUGUUUGAUGCUUCAAGUUUAGAAGAAUACACGCGACUGCAUUGCUCCAAGUUUGUGACUUGUAAAUCCAACCAUAGUUUUUGCUUUACUUGUGGAUAUGAAAUGCAUGCCCCUGCAGACUGUAGUGUGGUGAGUGCUUGGGUAAAAAAGGCCAAAAAAGAGUCCGAGAAUCUAAAUUGGGUUCUAGCUCAUACAAAGGAAUGUCCAAAAUGCUCUGUGAAUAUUGAGAAAAAUGGAGGUUGUAACCACAUGGUUUGCUCAAGCUGUAAAUAUGAAUUCUGUUGGAUUUGUGGAGGAGAAUGGGCUCCUCAUGGUAAUAGUUACUACCAAUGCACUGUAUAUAAGAGUGAUGAUGACAAGGGCAAAUCCGACAAAGAUGAUCUAAGAAAAACAUUGAAACGGUAUACAUUUUACUAUAGAGUAUUCAAUGAGCACGAAGUGUCAGCCAAAUUAGAUUGGAAGCUGGGACAAAAUAUAGGGCAUAAAGUAAGAGCUCUUCAAGAAAGUGUAGGAGUCUCUUGGAUUGAAGGACAAUUUUUGCCGGAAAGUUUAAAAAUUUUAAAUGAGGGUAGGACCGCCUUAAAAUGGUCAUUUGCAGUUGCAUUUUAUUCUGAUCCAUCUCAUAAUUUGACAAAAAUAUUUGCUGACAAUCAAUUACUACUCUCCAAUGCGGUUGAAGAUUUGUCACAGUUGCGCCAAAUUCAAGAUCCAGAGACGAUAAUGCAAAGGAAAACAGAAUUUUAUAAUAAAGCUGGGUAUGUUGAAAACAGAACACAUGCAUUAAUGGAGUGCGGGAGAGAUCUUCUGCGAAAGGGUAUAUGCAAAACUAAAGAUUAG